CGAAGCGACGGUUCUCGUUCCAGCGUCGAGAACAAGAGCCGCAUGGUCCAUCCGGCUGCCACUCUCUCUCUCUCCCUCUGGUACUUUCCUCUCUAUGACCAAUCGGCCUCCUCCUAAUCAGGACUGCUCGCCGCCAUCGUCAUCGUCUUCAUCGCAAUCAACAACUCGGCUGACCCACUCCGUCCGCUUCUCUCUCUCCAGAUUCGCCAACUUCCUUUCCUUUCUGCUCUCUCCAUUCCUCAAGAGACUCCUUUCUAAAACCCUAGAUUUCAUCUCCAUGGACUCCUUCCUCUUCUCCUCUAACGACGGUGAUGGCUUAUUCGACCGCGAUGCCGCCGGGCAGACGGCCCUCGCUGACGUCGGCGGCGGCGGUGGCGGCGAUGACGAGAAGCUUUACUUCGUUCCCUUCAGGUGGUGGAGUGAGGCGAAAGAGGCGCUGUUUCGGGGCACCGCAGACGUCGAGGGCGUUUCUUAUGCGGUGAAAUCUUAUGGUGCUGCUUCGGGCCCGACUGGGAUUGGGGGUCAUGGGUCCGAAAUUGCUCUUAGUAUGAGGAGAAAAGAUGAUUCCCUAAACCACUCUUGUGAGGAAGAAGGUGCUUAUGCGUUGCUUGCACAGUGGAUGUUCUUGCGAGCUCUUAAGUGGCAUAAUGAUGCAAAGGAAAUAGAAGGUCUUUUAGCGGCUGAAGAUAACAUGUGGGAUCUGUUCCCUUUACAAAUAAGUCUUUCUGUUUGCAGGGAAACAAAUUCAUUGGUUGUAAAGAUUCGUCAAAAGGAUAAUGAAAUUGCAGAUUUCCGUAGAGCUUUUGAUAUUUUUAAUGUUGAAACAGGGCAGUUGACCAUCUGGGAUUUCUCAGGGCAGACAACCCAGCUUUUCAUACAUGACAGAAUCAAGUUAUCUGAUGAUUCAAACCAACAAAACGAAGAGAUGCAUCUGGAGUUGCAAGUCUAUGGAUCCUCACAUUUGAUGAGUACCAGAGAAGGAAGGAAACAUGCUAUGGCAGCAAAACAAUCUAUGGUUGGAAAUUUCCUUCACAAUGGUCCGCUUAAGAUGAAUGGGAAUAUUGACCAUGUUAACUCAUAUUUUAGAGUUAACAAUGCCCCUGGUAGUACGUACAGAGAAGGUUGUAACCUGGGCUUGACAGGGUUGUACAAUCUUGGUAAUACUUGUUUCAUGAAUAGUGCCAUUCAGUGCUUGGUGCACACUCCAGAGCUUGUUGAUUAUUUUCUGGGAGACUACCGAAAGGAUAUAAAUUCAGAGAAUCCCUUGGGCAUGAAAGGUGAACUUGCUUUACAAUUUGGUGAUUUACUGAGGAAGCUAUGGGCUCCAGGAGCAGCUCCAGUUUCUCCAAGUGUGUUCAAAUUGAAACUUUCUGCUUUUGCACCUCAAUUCAGUGGCUAUAACCAGCAUGACUCCCAAGAGUUUCUGGCUUUUUUGUUGGAUGGACUCCAUGAAGAUCUUAACCGUGUGAAAUGCAAGCCCUAUAUAGAAGCUAAGGAUGCAGAAGGUCGUCAUGAUGAUGAAGUGGCAGAAGAAUACUGGCAAAAUCAUCUAGCUCGGAACAACUCAAUCAUAGUUGAUCUUUGUCAAGGGCAAUACCGAUCAACAUUGGUUUGUCCAGUUUGCAAGAAGUUGUCCAUUACAUUUGAUCCAUUCAUGUAUCUUUCAUUACCUCUGCCUUCAACAACAAUGCGUUCAAUGACUUUGACAGUCUUGAGCACUGAUGGUACUACUUUACCAUGUCCUGUUGCUGUAAAUGUACCAAAGUAUGGGAGAUGUAAGGAUCUUGUGCAAGCGUUAAGCACCAUGUGUUAUUUGAGCGAGGAUGAGACACUGUUGGUAGCUGAGAUAUUCAACAACCGAAUUCUUCAUUUUCUGGACAAGCCCUCAGAUACAAUAGAGCUUAUCCGGGAUGAUGAUUGUCUUGUUGCUUACAGAUUGCCAAAAGGCAGUGAGACAUCUCCUUUAGUUGUAUUCAUGAAUGAAUACAUGGAAGGGCAUUACAUGCGUGCAACUUCUUCAAAAAUGUUUGGCACUCCCCUUGUGGCGAGGAUGUCUGAUCUCUCUAGGGGAUCGAACAUACGUAAAGAGUUUCUAAAAUUAUUGAAUCCAUUCUUAAUGACGGUGGAAGAUUCUUUGAAUGAUGACAAUGGUCAACACAGUGCUGAUGAAGAUAUUGAGAUGGAGGAUAUUGCUAGCUCCAGAUUAUUGGAUAGAGAUGCAAACUCAGGGACUGGAUUGGAUGAUGACUCAGAAUUGGGUGCUGAUUUCCAGUUUUACUUGACUGACGAGAAGGGAUCAUUGAAAGGUCCUAAGAUACAGAUGAACGAGCCAGUACCAAAACUCUCAACAUUAAGCAGGAUUGUACGUGUGCUUGUUUGUUGGCCAGAGAAAAUGAGUAAAAUAUAUGAUACCUGUCUUCUGAGCACUUUGCCACAAAUUUGCAAGUCUGGGUUACUACAAAAGCACCCUCAGGAAUUUGUUACACUUUAUAAAUGCCUUGAAGCCUUUCUGAAGGAAGAGCCUCUAGGACCUGAAGACAUGUGGUACUGCCCUAAUUGCAAGAAGCAUCGACAGGCCAGCAAAAAGUUAGACCUCUGGAGACUACCAGAGAUUCUCAUUAUACAUCUAAAGAGGUUUUCAUAUAGCCGUUUCUUCAAGAACAAGCUUGAAACUUUUGUCGACUUCCCAGUUGAGGAUCUUCAUCUCUCUGAUUACAUUGCUAAUAAGAACAUCCAUGCGUCCCAUGGUUACAUGUUGUAUGCAGUUUGUAAUCACUAUGGCGGCAUGGGUGGCGGUCACUACACUGCAUUUGUCCAACUUGGGAAUGGUCAAUGGUACGAGUUUGAUGACAGUCAUGUAUCACGUGUUAGUGAAAAUGAGAUAAAAACAUCAGCUGCCUAUGUUCUCUUUUACAAGAGAAUUACAGAUGUGUAAAAUGAGUUGGCCACAGACAUGGUAAUUACUUUGCAAAGGCCCGGCCCGGAAGAGAAACUUACUGUCACUUUUUGAACUCGCUCAUUUCUCAUUUCCACCAUUUUUUGGGCCAUCGGUUUCUAAAUACAGGGAAACCCGAGAGUGGAUGCAGUUGAAGUUUUGGGGCAUGCAUACCUGCUAAUAAGGGCCAUGGCAGGUAUGACAAAAUUCUUACAAAGAAGCUUUUACCCCUCCUGAAACCAAAUAUAGAAAGCUUUAUAUUGUCCAUAAACUUCUCUUAGAAUUCUCUCUUUUGGUUCUUAGUGAAUAUUUGUAAGUGUGUGUACAUACAUGAGAUCUGUUUUUGGGAGCAUAAUGAAGUGUAUUUUGUAUAGAGCCCUCAAGUACCCUAUUUCCAUUCAUAGGAGGGGUUAAAGUCCAUCUAGUCUUUUAUUCCUGUAUCUCCUUCACUACAUGAGCAGCUUUAUCUCAUGCUUAUGGAAUUAGGGAUCAUCAUUUGUGGAAGAAAAACUAAGGGUUGGGGGUAAGCAAGUUACCCGAAUAGGAGUUUUAUUUAUUUAAUUCUCUUUUUAUUCUUGUUGAAAAAUCUAAACUCUAAAUAAGGCUACUUAUUCAAAUUUGAAAUAUCUAAAAACUCUGUUUGAGUAAUUCCUAU
Molecule: messenger RNA, 3590 nt
Organism: Diospyros lotus (date-plum)
Lineage: Eukaryota; Viridiplantae; Streptophyta; Magnoliopsida; Ericales; Ebenaceae
Product: ubiquitin carboxyl-terminal hydrolase 8-like
Exons: 13
Coding region: 95-2935 (946 amino acids)
Biological process (GO): protein deubiquitination
Molecular function (GO): cysteine-type deubiquitinase activity
Source: RefSeq, a predicted model, not a curated record